Messenger RNA from Drosophila virilis, 1024 nucleotides. RefSeq names its product venom allergen-1. The record is from RefSeq and is a predicted model, not a curated record. Lineage: Eukaryota; Metazoa; Arthropoda; Insecta; Diptera; Drosophilidae.
UUUGGUCUAAUUAAAUGUUUUGCGAUGCAGCGGCACAAUCUGUUGUUGGUUUCUGCUGUGAUCCUCGGCCUGGCCAGGAUAACCGCAAUGCCAAAUUCUUGCUUGACAACAAGUGAGAAACUUGAAGCGCCCGACUAUUGUCAAGAACAUCAGCCGCAUUUCGCCUGCGAGAGCGAGGAAGAGUGGAGCGAAAAAUGCGGCAAGCCGCGUAAAUUUAUUGAGAUGACGCCGGCAUUGAUUAAGCGCAUCGUGAGGCAACAUAAUGUCUAUCGCAACAUGGUGGCAAAGGGCAAUAUGGCAAGGCUUCCGGCUGCGGCACGCAUGAUGCUAGUCGCCUGGGAUCCGAUUCUGGCUGAUUUGGCCAAGCUGGCCGUGAUGCGCUGCACAAUAGAUCCCAUUGGGAUGAGUUUGUCAACGACACAGGCCUCCAGGCCAGGCUACAAUGCGGUCUUCAGCAAAUAUCCAAAGCAUCAGCAGCAAGACGUACUCAAAAUACUUAACUCACAUUUAAAGGCCUGGUAUGAUCAGUACUAUUAUGUAAACUUGGAGAGCCUAUUGACGGGCAAAUCGGCCGGCGGUCAGGAUAUUUCACACUUUCUGCAACUUAUGACGGGUACAAACACUCGUGUGGGCUGUGCCAUGGCCAGCUUCCAUGAGGGCCUCUGGAAACACCAAUUGAUGAUCUGCCUUUAUGGUUGCAAUAAGCAGAAGGAUCAAUUUGCUUACCGCAUCGGAAAAACGCCUGGCGAUUCGUGCGCUUGCGGCACCGACAGGCAAUACAAGAAUCUUUGCCGGCCCGACAACGACAAUGCAGACUGCGGUUUUAAAAAAGAAGAUGACGAUGAUAUAACCGGGCCAAUAACGACAACAACAACAACAACCAAAAAGCCUAAACAAAAUUGCAAACCGGGUACCAUGCAAGCUGUCCUUGAUUGGUUAUGGGGGUUUUAGGCAAAGUUUCGCUCAAAUGUAAAUACAAAUAAUGUGCAUUAUAAAAAAACGAUGAUAAAUGUGGAAAUUUAAA